AUGCAUGAAGCAGGUGCUACAGAUGCUUGGAUUGGGCUGAAGCAGGGAAGCAGUCCUAAGUGGCAGUGGUCUCUGGCUGACAGGGAUUUGUACAGAGAGGAUGGGGCAGAGUUCAGGGAGUGGGACUCAGACCCGCCAGAAGGUACUAAUAAGAAGGACUGCACUGUGAUGAAAGGAAAUGGGAAAUGGCGCCGUAAGAAGUGUGAUAAGAAGAUGCCCUUCAUCUGCUAUGAUGAGAAAAACUCAACACAUCCCUAUGUGCUGGUUACUGAUGAAAAGAACUGGGCAGAUGCUCAGAGAUACUGCAGAGAGAAACACACAGACCUGGCCAGUGUGAGGAAUCAGAUAGAGAAUGACCAGAUAAAGGAAAACAUAAACAUAAAGAUUAAAACCUGGAUUGGCCUGUUCAGAGAUGCCUGGGAGUGGUCAGAUGGCAGCACCUCCUCAUUCCGCCACUGGGAAACUGGAGAACCCAAUUAUAACGACAGCCCGGAUGGGUUCUGCGCUCAAAUUGCUUCCAGUGGCCAGUGGAACGAUGCAGACUGUCACAAUCCUUCAAACUUCAUUUGCUAUGAGGACAAACUGGUUCUGGUUCGUCAGAAUAAGACCUGGAUAGAGGCGAUGAAGUACUGCAGACAGCACCAUGUGGACCUGGUGUCUGUGACCUCCGAGCGGAUCCAGCGCUGGGUGCGGGAGCGGGCUAAAGGAGCCUCCAGUACUCACAUGUGGAUGGGCCUGCGCUACUCCUGCAUGGGCUUCUGGUUCUGGGUCAACGGAGACGCAGUCUGCUUCAACAACUGGGCCCAAGGGGAAGGGACGGGGCAGGACUGUCAGAGUGCCAGAGUGGGGGCAGUGAAGUCUGGAAUAGAUGGGAAGGGAGAGUGGGUCGUGCUUCCAGAGACCCAGGAACUCAACUUCAUCUGCACCACUGAGGAUCAGUAGGACUGGAUCCUCCCCUGACCAGAGCCUCCAAACCCCUCACUAUGGACGUGUGUGUGUGU
Clupea harengus (Atlantic herring) is the source of this 1001-nucleotide messenger RNA. Its product is annotated as C-type mannose receptor 2-like. NCBI's taxonomy places the organism in Eukaryota, Metazoa, Chordata, Actinopteri, Clupeiformes, Clupeidae. The record is from RefSeq and is a predicted model, not a curated record.